UCAAACUCUCUCUUCUCUCAUUCUCAAAAACAAAAAAACCCCAUAAACAAUUCUUCUAAUCUUGCAUUUCUCAAGAAAGGAAAAGAAAAAAGGAAAAUGGAGGCUACAAAUCAUGAAGCUUUUUUGUUAUCUCAACGCUGCGUUUGGGUUAACGGUCCGGUGAUCGUCGGUGCCGGACCGGCGGGACUGGCCACGGCGGCUUGUUUAAGAGAACAAGGCGUUCCAUUUAUUGUAAUUGAAAGAGCCGAUUGUAUUGCUUCGUUAUGGCAAAAACGAACUUACGAUAGGCUUAAACUUCAUCUUCCUAAGCAAUUUUGUCAGCUCCCUCGUCUUCCAUUUCCUCAACAAUUCCCAGAAUAUCCUUCCAAGAAACAAUUCAUUCAAUAUCUUCAAUCCUACACUCAAAAAUUCGAAAUCAAUCCACAGUUUAACGAAACCGUUCAAUCGGCUCGCUUCGAUCAGACCAGUGGUUUAUGGCGUCUCAAAACAGAGUCUUCCAUUUCCGGCCAAGUGGUUGAGUAUGUUUGUCAAUGGCUUGUGGUGGCUACCGGCGAAAAUGCAGAGUGUGUCAUUCCGGAAAUUGAUGGUCUUAAUGAAUUUUCCGGCGAGGUUUUGCAUGUUUCCGAUUAUAAAUCCGGCGACCGGUUUAAAGGGAAGAAUGUUCUUGUGGUCGGAUGUGGGAAUUCCGGAAUGGAGGUUUCUCUUGACCUUUGUAAUCACCAAGCUUCUCCAUCCAUGGUGGUUCGAAGCUCGGUUCAUGUUCUGCCACGGGAAAUUCUCGGAAAAUCGAUGUUUGAAUUGGCGGUUUUGUUGAUGAAAUGGCUACCAAUUUGGAUUGUGGAUAAAUUGAUGUUGAUUUUGGCUUGGUUUGUACUUGGGAGUAUUGAGAAAUAUGGGUUAAAAAGGCCAUUAAUGGGGCCAUUGGAGCUGAAGAACACAACAGGGAAAACCCCUGUUUUGGACAUUGGAGCAUUGAACAAAAUCAAAUCAGGAGAAAUUAAGAUUGUUCCAGCGAUAAAAAAGUUGAAUAAAAAUGAAGUUGAGUUCAUCAAUGGUGAAAAAAUGGAAAUUGAUUCAGUUCUUUUGGCAACUGGAUAUAGAAGCAAUGUACCAUUUUGGCUUCAGGAAAAAGAAUUCUUUGGUAAAAAUGGGUUUCCAAAAACACCAUUUCCAAAUGGAUGGAAAGGAAAAUCAGGGCUUUAUGCUGUUGGAUUUACAAGGAGAGGGCUUUCAGGAGUAGCUUCAGAUGCCAUUAAAAUUGCACAAGAUAUUGGAAAUGUUUGGAGAGAGGAAACAAAGCAGAAGAAAAAACCAAUUGCUUGUUUAAGAAGAUGCAUUUCACAAUUCUAAACCCAAAAAAACAAAAAUCUUGAUUGAUAUUAUUCAUUCUUUUGGUGUAAAUUCUAAUGGCACUGUAAAAAAAAGGAAAAAAAAAAAAAAAAAAAAAAAAAAAAAAAAAAAAAAAAAAAAAAAAAAAAAAAAAACUAAAAGGGUUAGUGAUAGAGGUAAAAAAAAAUGGCCCUCUCCAAAGAAAGAAAAAAGGAAGCCCAAGUUUUGAGUUCGUGUUUUUUUGGGCAUUUUUGUUGAUGUGGGGAUGAUGAGGCUAGGCUCUUUCUUUGGUAAAAUUUGAGGUUAAUUCAAAAGAGGGAAAAAAAGAUUAUAUUUAUAUUAAUUUCUUUUUUCUCUCUUUUUGUACCUAAUUUCAUUUCAUUGAUCUAAUCAAAAGGCCACAGAUUCAUCUUUGUUU
Messenger RNA from Benincasa hispida (wax gourd), 1747 nucleotides. RefSeq names its product putative indole-3-pyruvate monooxygenase YUCCA5. The record is from RefSeq and is a predicted model, not a curated record. NCBI's taxonomy places the organism in Eukaryota, Viridiplantae, Streptophyta, Magnoliopsida, Cucurbitales, Cucurbitaceae. Gene Ontology annotation, molecular function: flavin adenine dinucleotide binding; NADP binding; N,N-dimethylaniline monooxygenase activity. Gene Ontology annotation, biological process: auxin biosynthetic process.